Messenger RNA from Coregonus clupeaformis (lake whitefish), 4122 nucleotides. Its product is annotated as ARF GTPase-activating protein GIT2. Gene Ontology annotation, biological process: regulation of ARF protein signal transduction; brain development. Gene Ontology annotation, molecular function: protein binding; GTPase activator activity. The coding region runs from base 268 to 2703 and encodes 811 amino acids. The record is from RefSeq and is a predicted model, not a curated record. The transcript is spliced from 22 exons. Lineage: Eukaryota; Metazoa; Chordata; Actinopteri; Salmoniformes; Salmonidae.
CACACAACUAGUGGCAAGAGAGUUUCCUUCCUGACAAUCGCAGCUGCUUGUUGUGUGCAAGCUAGCUAGCGGUAGCUUGGUUGGAGCAAGAAACUAAGAUUGAAGAGGAAACUAUUUUGCUCCUCUCCAAUCAACUGCUCUGUCUUUUUAAAACAACAGGUCAUAUGUAAUUCGCUUAGAUAAAUUCUUCCCAGCUAUCAAAUGAGUAUAUAAACACUCAUCAAUUCCCUUGACUUUUUUUAAAGGCCUUUUUUUUCUCUGCAAAGGAUGUCAAAACGAUUAAGGAAUAGUGAGGUUUGCGCGGAUUGCAGUGUCCCAGAGCCUCGCUGGGCCUCUGUGAACAGGGGCGUGUUGAUCUGCGACGAGUGCUGUAGUGUUCAUCGGAGUCUGGGAAGACACAGCUCCCAAGUACGUCACCUGACUCACACACCAUGGCCUCCUACACAGCUACAAAUGGUUCAGACGUUAUACAACAACGGUGCAAAUUCGAUAUGGGAGCACUGUCUACUGGACCCGGCGUCGGUGAUGAGUGGGAAACGAAAGGCCAACCCUCAGGACAAAGUGCACCCAAACAAGACAGACUUCAUAAAGGCCAAAUACCAAAUGCUGGCUUUUGUCCACCGGAUGCCUUGUCGAGAUGACGACAGCUUCACAGCCAAGGACUUAAGCAAGCAACUUCACUCCAGUGUCCGCACUGGUAACUUGGAGACAUGUCUGAGGUUACUCUCUCUGGGAGCCCAGGCCAAUUUCUUUCACCCAGAAAAAGGGAAUACGCCGCUGCAUGUGGCUGCCAAGGCAGGGCAGGUGUCUCAGGCGGAGCUGCUGACCGUCUACGGGGCCGACCCCGGAGCUCCCGACACUAACACCAAGACCCCCAUCGACUAUGCAAGGCAAGCUGGCUACCAUGACCUGGCUGAUAGGCUGGUGGAGAUCCAGUAUGAACUUACUGACAGACUGGCAUUCUAUCUCUGUGGGAGAAAGCCUAAUCAUAAAAAUGGCCAUCACUUCAUCGUCCCACAGAUGGCCGACAGGAACAUCAGUUUAGAUUUAUCAGAACUGGCAAAGACGGCAAAGAAGAAACUCCAGUCUCUCAGUAAUCAUUUAUUUGAGGAGCUGGCGAUGGACGUGUAUGACGAGGUGGACCGAAGGGAGACGGAUGCAGUAUGGCUGGCGACGCAGAACCACAGUACCCUGGUGACAGAGACCACAGUGGUGCCUUUCCUUCCUGUGAACCCAGAGUACUCAUCAACACGAAACCAGGGACGGCAAAAGCUUGCGAGAUUCAACGCACAUGAAUUUGCAACUCUUGUCAUCGACAUAUUAAGUGACUCGAAACGUCGACAGCUGGGGAACUCGACCACAAGUCCCAAAGAAAAUGUUGAACUUAUCCUAAAAAGUGUGAGCAGCCGGAGUGGCAGCGAGGGUCUGGACAACGACCAACCAGAUUACGACAGCGUGGCCUCUGACGAGGACACGGAUAAGGAGCCACCCUCGGGCAAGGACCGGACCAAGAGUCUGGACUCGGAACCGUCAGACGGGCCUGUCACGGUGCAGGAGUUCCUGGAGGUGAAGAACGCUCUGUCCGCCUCGGAGGCCAAGAUCCAGCAGCUGAUGAAGGUCAACAGCAACCUGAGCGACGAGCUGCGGCUGAUGCAGAAAAAGCUGCAAUCGCUGCAAAGUGAGAACACGUCUCUCAGGCGGCAGGGCCCAACCACCCAUAUCUAUCAGGUCCCCAUCAACAGCGGGUCAGAGUACACUGACCCUUCUUCCUCCAGCCCCUCGGCCAUGAAGCGCCAGCAGUCAGCGCGUGCAGGUCGGCCCAUGUCCAUGUCUAUUUAUGAGACUGGCUCAGGCCUGAAGCCCUACCUCCCUAAGGGGGACACCCCCUACCCAGAGGAGGGUGUCCCCACCCUGCAACCCUUCCUCCCACCUCAUACGGGAAGGGGCGCUUUUGUGACCUCUUCAUCCCUCCCCUCCUUCCCAUCCACCCUGUCCUGGUCUCGGGACGAAAGUGCUCUAAGGGCCUCCAAGCUGGACAAGCAGAGCAGCAUGCCAGACAGUGACUAUGACAACACAAACAAUGACUAUGAGAUGGAGGACUCUGGCAGUAUGGGCAGGCGGGGGAGGCUGAGGAGCAGUGGUUGGCUGGGGGAGGGCAGCUCCAUCCCUGAGCUGGACGACCUGGGGGCAGAGCCGGACCCAGCGCUUCCCAGCACUGAGGAUGUCAUCCGCAAGACGGAGCAGAUCACCAAGAACAUCCAGGAGCUGCUCCGCGCCGCGCAGGAGAACAAGCACGACAGACCUUGUGAGCGUGUGCGCCGGCUCAGGCACAGUCUGGGCUGUUUCAGCACCCUGGUGCCCUGGGCUGAGAAGGCCCCCUCUCCCCUGCAGCCCCUCAGCCUGUGCUCCCCCGAUCCUGCCGCCUGCUUUAUACCCUGCUCCGAAAGAAUAUAUGUGGCUGUGACGGAGAUGGCCGCUCUCUUUUCCAAGAGACCACGUUCGGAGAUGGUGAGAGGCCCCCUGCGCCUGUUGACGUCCAGCGCCUUCCGGCUCCAGGGUGAGUGUCGGAAGGCAUCGCCCCCCGAGGAAGGCCCAGGGCCCGACAUGCAGCUGGUCACCCAGCAGGUUAUCCAGUGUGCCUAUGACAUUGCCAAAGCUGCCAAGCAGCUCGUCACCAUUACCACCAAGGAGAACAGCAACUGACCAUCAUGACCACCGUCUCAGGCCUUUUAGAUACCCUAAGGCCCUGUAACGUCUCCAUUUUGUUAAUGUAUUGUUCGUCCUUUAACUUUUCUGUUUAAAAAAAUGCAUUGUUUUACUGUGGCAUUUUAAAAAUCAGUGUUGGUGAUAUUUGCAUGUAAUUUUCUAUUUAAAUACAAAUGUACAAAAUGAUAGAGUAUAAAUAUUGGGACAAAAAGACUGAACUACAGCUAUGGGAAAUCAUCCGGAGCUCUACUAACUGGAAGGGAGAAGCUGUUUGUCGUGAGCUACUACAGGAAUCCACAGUACAGCCAAAUACUGACAAGAUGAUUGCGCGUUCCAGGGAGAUCCUUUGUCGCUAAUGUGCAGUUUCCUAACCGCACUUCUUAAUAGUUUUUUGUGGUUCUACAUACUUCUAGAUCCAGUAUUUCUCUCUCACCAACGAAGAAGCCAUGUUUUUUAGCUCCCUAACACCUAUACCAUCCUUCUUACAAAGGCCUUUCAUCCAUUUUGAUGCUCCUUGUCGGAACCAGGGGUCUCAAACUGGCAGCCCCCAGGCCAAAUGCGUCCCGCAAGCAAAUGUAAUGCGGUCCAGUAUAGUAUUCCACAUGGUUAAGGAUGUUGUGAAAGCUAUGAAUAAGCCAUAAAGCCAUUAUCAGUGUCUAACAAACUUUACACACCUUGGAGCUACAUAAUAUCAUUAUACUAUAACCUAACUAUGGAAUUAUAAUGUAUCAUUUUAAUAAAAUUCCAGCAAGCGUAGGAAGGAAUGUUGGGAGGAAUGUAGGGCGAUUUGGAACUGAUGUUGAACCAUUUCUCAUCUGUGCACAUAUUUGUAUCCCUGCAAUGCCAAUGUCUCCCCCGUCCAAGUGUAAUCGCUUUCAUUUCAAAAUGCAUCUACUAGAACUAUCUAUGCCUAUUAUUGCAUUUCAACACUUGUUUGGGGGGAAUAAUGCUCUUUACCAGCAAUGUGUUGUACUUGUAUUGAGUUGUAGUGCUAAAAAAAAAAAAAAAAACUUUUUUUAUAAGCUAAUAUGCUAGACACGGUCUUGUGUGCUAGAACAGUGUUAGUGCUGUGACAGUAGAUAGAUUUGCAGCGCAAAUAAUAAUUUGCCCUCUUCCAUGUGUUUUUGUGCUCCAUUCUGUAAUGCUGCUAGGUUUAUAUGAAAUGUGCAACUAUUUGGAUAGGAUUGUAGAUAUCCCCUGUACAUAUCUCCACUACAAUUCUGCAAGUGGAUGGUCGUCGUCAUCAGCAGAUGGUUCAGAGCUGUGUUAUACUUGAAAUGUGAUCAAGGAAAUGUCCCUCUGUGCUUGACUCUUGUUCUGAAUGGACUUCAAACAGAGGUGUCAGUCAUGCAGUUAUCAUAGCUGCAGUGGGGAAAAAAGCCUUAUUUUUAAAAUAAAUGUAAUUUAUAAUUGUAA